Messenger RNA from Penicillium griseofulvum, 1467 nucleotides. RefSeq names its product sulfatase family protein. Gene Ontology annotation, molecular function: arylsulfatase activity. The record is from RefSeq and is a predicted model, not a curated record. The coding region runs from base 1 to 1467 and encodes 488 amino acids. NCBI's taxonomy places the organism in Eukaryota, Fungi, Ascomycota, Eurotiomycetes, Eurotiales, Aspergillaceae. The transcript has a single exon.
AUGGCUAAACGCAAUAUCCUGCUCAUGAUUGCCGACGAUCUAGGCAAACAAUUGGGCUGCUACGGAAAUACAAAGAUCCAAACCUCAAAUCUGGACCAGCUAGCCUCCGAGGGGACAAAAUUCGAUCAGGCUUUUACCUCGACUGCUUCUUGUAGUGCUAGUCGCUCCGUCAUCUAUACCGGCCUACACACUCACCAGAAUGGACAGUACGGGCUACACAAUAACCGCCACCACUUUACGACUUUCGACCAUGUCGAGACUGCACCUGCUCUCUUCUCUAAGCAUGGUUACACCACUGGCUUGAUUGGCAAGGUCCACGUUGGACCGUCCGGCGUUUACCCUUGGGAUAUGCGGGCAGAGAGUGACAGUCGCGAUGUGGCAUCCGUUGCUGAUCAAGCUUCAGCAUUCUUUGAAAAGUCAAGUGCAGAGGAGAAACCGUUCUUCUUGACAAUCGGCUUCAUCGAUCCUCACCGGGACUGGACUCGCUCCGGGUUCGGAAAUGACGGCGAGUACGACGCCCGCGUGAAGAAGAUCGAUUACUCGCCUGAAGACGUCGAAGUUCCCCCGUUCGUGAACGACCUACCUGGAGUCCGCUACGAAUUCGCAGAAUAUUAUAAGUCCAUCUCUCGGCUCGACCAAGGCGUGGGCAUGGUUCUUGACGGAUUGAAAAAGUCCGGUUUGGCAGAUGAUACGUUGGUUAUCUUCCUGAGCGACAAUGGGCCUCCAUUCAUUAAUUCCAAGACAACACUGUACGAUGCCGGUGUCAGUCUUCCCUUGAUUAUGAAAUGUCCUGGAUCACCUGCCGGAAUCACAAACCCGAAUAUGGUCUCGUACAUCGAUAUUCUGCCCACUCUUCUCGAUUACGCGAAACAUCCUAAUCCCGAGCAUCCAGAGCGCAUCGGACGUUCGAUACUUCCUGUCCUCGCUGAAACAUCCUCUCUUGAGGACUGGGGCCAGGUCUUUGGUUCACACACAUUCCACGAGGUCACUAAUUACUGGCCGACGCGUAUGAUGCGCACCCGUCGAUACAAGUAUCACCGCAACAUUGCUUGGAGACUCGAUUUCCCAUUUGCUGCUGAUAUCUAUGGGUCUUUGACAUGGGAGGAAAUUCGAAAUGCCGAUACGAGCCCUAAGAUGAUUGGGUCUAGACCUUUGAAGGAUUAUUUCUUCCGUCCGGCUGAGGAACUGUACGAUAUCCAGGCUGAUCCUAAUGAGAUUCGUAACCUUGCGAAAGAUCCUGAGUAUCAGUCUGUUCUUGAGGAGAUGAGGGUUGCACUGGAGAAAUGGCAACGAAGGACAGAAGAUGCUUGGUUGUACCGGGAUGGAGUUUCCUUGCUCUUUGUUAGACAUCAUCUUGAGGCUGGGUUUGAGGUGCCGGAUCGUUUCGACUUUGAUGUUGAUGCGCCAGAAAGUAAAGGAAAGCCUAUCUUUGAUGGAGAUUUGCCUUGGGGUGUAGCGGCAAACUGA